Messenger RNA from Tupaia belangeri chinensis (Chinese tree shrew), 1169 nucleotides. RefSeq names its product gem nuclear organelle associated protein 6 (gene GEMIN6). Gene Ontology annotation, molecular function: RNA binding. NCBI's taxonomy places the organism in Eukaryota, Metazoa, Chordata, Mammalia, Scandentia, Tupaiidae. Gene Ontology annotation, cellular component: nucleus; SMN complex. Bases 563 to 1066 code for a protein of 167 amino acids. Gene Ontology annotation, biological process: spliceosomal complex assembly; spliceosomal snRNP assembly. The transcript has 3 exons. The record is from RefSeq and is a predicted model, not a curated record.
ACGGGUCGUCGUCCCCGUUUGUCUGGGCGACGCGUUAAGCGUUCGUCAGGAGACGUUAACGACCACCUGGUUCGAGGUCAGCUCUCAGAUCGUGCUGCUGCAGGACGGAGCGGCCGCCUGAGUUUACCCCCGUAACUCCUGCCGGCUCGUUCGCGCAUCCUCGCGGCGAUUUAGGAGGAAACCGUCACCAACCCGAGGGCGGGCGUGUUGGAAUCCCGCGGAGACGCACAGCAGGCGCGCAAGUGGGUGCAUAUCCGAGCAGUUCUUUGCUUCCGUUUUGGCUGGAAGUGGUGUGGGGCGAUCUCUUGAUGGGAGGAAAGCGGAGUUGAAGGUCUGAGCAUCACCUGCAUGCCGGAGUUCGGGAGUUCAAAGCCGGAGUGAGCGAUCUGGAAGGCGACCGGAGCGCGGAGGGUGGAAGAGAGCUAUGCCAGAUGAGGUUUCCCAGACCCGGCCUGCGGUAACUCGUUGGACCCCGUAGCCUUCAGGCUGCAUUGAUUGAAUUAGGGGUGAGACGUGCUUGGGCGGAACUGGUGGGUGUUUCUGAUCUAGCCUGCUGCCCACCAUGACGGAAUGGAUGAAGAGAGGCCCCAUCGAAUGGCAAGAUUACGUUUAUAAAGAGGUCAGAGUGACAGCCAGUGAGAAGAAGGAGUAUAAAGGAUGGGUUUUAACGACAGACCCCGUCUCUGCGAAUCUUGUGCUCGUGAACUUCCUUGAAGAUGGCAGCUUGUCUGUGACUGGAAUUAUGGGACAUGCUGUGCAGACUGUUGAAACUGUGAAUGAAGGGGACCAGCGAGUAAGAGAGAAGCUGAUGCAUUUGUUCAUGUCUGGAGACUGCAAAGCAUACAGCCCAGAGGAUCUGGAAGAGAGAAAGAACAGCCUAAAGAAAUGGCUUGAGAAGAACCACAUCCCCAUCACUGAACAGGGAGAUUCACAAAGAACUCUCUGCGUGGCUGGGGUCCUGACUAUAGACCCACCAUAUGGGCCAGAAAAUUGCAGCAGCUCUAAUGAGAUUAUUCUGUCACGUAUUCAGGAUCUCAUUCAAGGACAUCUUGCAGCUUCCCAAUGAGAAGCCAAGAACUGUGGACUCACUGACUGAAACUGACUUCUUUUUUUUUUCUUCAUAAAAUAUUUUGAAUGUAAAUUCAUCAUAUUACAGGACUUGAAAGGUG